GCUUCGCUCUUUCCUUUUCCUUUUCCUUUUCCUUUGUUUUCCUCUUUUAAAAACAAAAAAAAAUUCUUCCCUUUUUUUUUAAUUUUUUCCUUUAUAUAUAUAUAUAUAUAUAUAUUAACUUUCUUUUUCACUGUACUUUUGAUAGAAAGAAGCCAUUCAUUUCCUCACCCAAGGUUUUUUUUUUUUUUUUUGAGAUCAUCAUUGGAUACAACAGAUACCUCGAAAAAGAAGUGGAAAAGUUCAUAGAAAAUUUGAAAUGGGAUCAUCUUCAGGGCAAAGUAGUGGAAGUUAUGAUCUUUCAUUCAAGAUCUUGUUGAUCGGAGACUCUGGUGUCGGCAAGAGUAGUUUGCUUGUUAGCUUCAUUUCAACUUCUGCGGAAGAUCUAGCUCCCACCAUUGGUGUGGAUUUUAAGAUCAAGCUGUUAACUGUUGGUGGCAAGAGAUUAAAGCUUACCAUUUGGGAUACUGCUGGACAGGAAAGGUUCAGAACCUUAACAAGCUCUUACUACAGGGGCGCUCAAGGGAUCAUUCUUGUUUAUGAUGUAACACGGAGAGAGACCUUCACAAAUUUGUCUGAUGUUUGGGCCAAAGAAGUGGAGCUUUACUCUACCAAUCAGGACUGUGUCAAGAUGCUUGUAGGAAAUAAAGUUGACAGAGAUUCCGAAAGGGCUGUAACUAGAGAAGAAGGCGUUGCACUUGCAAAAGAGCUUGGAUCCAUGUUUCUUGAAUGCAGUGCUAAAACAAGAGAAAACGUGGAGCAAUGCUUUGAGGAGCUUGCAUUGAAGAUAAUGGAAAUUCCAAGCCUUUUGGAAGAAGGGUCUUCUGUAGGAAAGAGAAACAUGUUAAAGCAGAAGCCAGAGUACCAGGCUUCUCCCGGCGGUGGUUGUUGCUCUUAAAUUGCAGCGAUAUUUGAGUUGUUUUAACAUGAAGCCAUGUUUGGUGGCUUUAAGCUUCUACCUUAACUGGUUGUGAACAGAUCAUGUAUAUGAUUUAUUGGGUUUCCUAUAGUGCUGUUUGCCAUAGAUUAUUGUAUCAUCACCACUGGAAUUUAACUUGUGUAAAUUUGUUUGCCUUCUGUAGCUUGUAUUAAAAACCAGAUUGAUCGUCUUUCAUUGAUUUAUUUGAGUAGAUAUUGUUUAAA
Molecule: messenger RNA, 1140 nt
Organism: Gossypium raimondii (Peruvian cotton)
Lineage: Eukaryota; Viridiplantae; Streptophyta; Magnoliopsida; Malvales; Malvaceae
Product: ras-related protein RABC2a
Exons: 6
Coding region: 257-895 (212 amino acids)
Molecular function (GO): GTPase activity; GTP binding
Source: RefSeq, a predicted model, not a curated record